This is a messenger RNA of Morus notabilis, 1308 nucleotides long. Its product is annotated as COBRA-like protein 6. NCBI's taxonomy places the organism in Eukaryota, Viridiplantae, Streptophyta, Magnoliopsida, Rosales, Moraceae. The record is from RefSeq and is a predicted model, not a curated record. Gene Ontology annotation, biological process: cellulose microfibril organization; plant-type cell wall cellulose biosynthetic process. Gene Ontology annotation, cellular component: plasma membrane.
AUGGCCAUUCAGGCCGCUUUCAUAUUCUGCUUCUUCUCUCUCAUCAGCUCCUUCCCAUCGCCUUCUUAUGGGUAUGAUCCCUUGGAUCCUAAUGGCAACAUGACCAUCACAUGGGAUUUUAUUCUUCAAAAUGGCAAUCUUUAUGAUAUAACAGUAUCAAUACGCAACAACCAAUUGUUCCGCCAUGUAGAAAUGCCUGGGUGGAAGGUAGGUUGGGAGUGGAAAGGCGAGAAGGUCAUAUGGAACAUGUGGGGCGCCGAAGCCACCGAGCAAGGGAAUUGCUCGAGGUUCCGAGGCAGCGGAGAGCUCCCUCACUGCUGCGAGAGGCAGCCGCGGAUUGUCGAUCUCAUGUUGGGAGCUCCUUGUAAUAAGCAAGUCUCCAAUUGUUGCAAAGGAGGGGUUCUGGGGUCACUUGUUCAGGACCCCACAAAUUAUGUAUCCUCUUUUCGGAUGAUUGCUGGAGCUGAUACCAACAAUGUUACGGACAUACAAAUGCCCAAGAAAUUCACUCUUGGAUUGCCUGGUUAUACCUGUGGAAACCCUUUUGAGGUCGCGCCGACCAGGUUUAGCCAGGAUGGUGGCCGGAGAUAUACACAAGCUCUUGCGACAUGGAAUGUGAACUGCAUCUACUCUCAAUUUCGAGCAUCAAGUGCACCAAAAUGCUGUGUGUCAUUGUCUGCGUUUUACAAUGAAACAAUUGUGUCUUGCCCAAAAUCGAGCUGUAACUGCCAAGGAUUACCUGGAUCAAGCUGUGUAAAGCCUGGGAAAACACCUCCCCUGUUGGAACUUCCACACACAGGUGAGAGGGAAGAGGAACAAGUGUCGCCUUUCGUGAGAUGUUCGAAGCACAUGUGUCCGAUUCGGGUUCACUGGCAUAUCAAACAAAACUACAGACAGUAUUGGCGUGUGAGGAUGACCCUCACAAAUCUCAACUACAUCAACAACUACUCUCACUGGAAUUUGGUGGCUCUCCAUCCCAACUUUAGAAAUGUCAUUCAGGUCUUCAGCUUCAACUACCGACCCCUCAAUCAGAAUGGCAACUUCAAUGACACUGGCAUGUUCUGGGGAAUUCAGAACUACAACGAUGUACAAACAGAGAUGCUACUGCACAAGGAUCCAAGAACCUUCACUUUCAAACAAGGAUGGGCUUUUCCCAGAAAGAUCUCCUUCAACGGCGACGAGUGUGUCAUGGCACCUCCGGACGAGUACCCGAGGCUCCCCAGCGGGGCUCAUAUUUCCAUUGCACCGACGCCUUUAUUAUUGACCUUCUCAUUGUUUCUACUCGCAAUAGUGUUCUCACUGACGUAA